Messenger RNA from Fusarium keratoplasticum, 912 nucleotides. RefSeq lists its product as uncharacterized. The transcript is spliced from 7 exons. The coding region runs from base 1 to 912 and encodes 303 amino acids. NCBI's taxonomy places the organism in Eukaryota, Fungi, Ascomycota, Sordariomycetes, Hypocreales, Nectriaceae. Gene Ontology annotation, molecular function: guanine nucleotide transmembrane transporter activity. Gene Ontology annotation, cellular component: mitochondrion. The record is from RefSeq and is a predicted model, not a curated record.
AUGUCUCCUCCCGUUGCUUCUGGUCGUGAGAAGGAGUCCAACUUGGCCCGACUCCUCGGUUCCGGUUCUGCUGGUAUCGCUGAGCUUGCCAUCUUCCAUCCCGUCGAUACCAUUGCGAAGCGAUUGAUGAGCAACCAGUCUCGUGUCGCCAGUGCUAGCCAAUUGAACCAGGUCAUCUUCAAGGACAAGGCCAGCGCAACCGUCGGCAGGAAGUUUGUCUCCUUGUUCCCUGGUCUGGGAUACGCCGCUGGCUACAAGGUCCUCCAGCGCAUUUACAAGUACGGUGGUCAGCCUGUUGCGCGAGACUUCCUCGGUAAGCACUAUGGCGCCGACUUUGAGAAUGCCUUCGGCAAGAAGACUGGCAAGGCUAUUAUGCACUCUACUGCGGGAAGUUUGAUCGGUAUCGGCGAGAUUGUCCUCCUCCCUCUCGAUGUUCUCAAGAUCAAGCGUCAGACAAACCCCGAGGCCUUCCGCGGCCGUGGUGUUCUGAAGAUUGUGGCUGAUGAGGGCUUCGGCCUGUACCGUGGCUGGGGUUGGACUGCUGCCCGUAACGCUCCCGGUUCUUUCGCGCUGUUCGGUGGUUCUGCUUUUGCCAAGGAGUACCUCUUCCACCUCGAGGACUACAACAAGGCCAGCUGGUUCCAGAACUUCAUUGCCUCGAUUGCUGGUGCCUCUGCCUCACUUGUCGUCUCCGCUCCUCUCGAUGUCAUCAAGACCCGAAUCCAGAACCGCAACUUUGACAACCCCGAGAGUGGCUUCCGAAUCCUGGCCAACAUGGCCAAGAACGAGGGCCCUUCCAGCUUCUUCAAGGGACUGGUUCCCAAGCUCCUCAUGACUGGACCCAAGCUGGUCUUCUCCUUCUGGCUUGCCCAGACCUUGAUUCCUGCCUUUGACGCUGCUUUCCGAAAGUAG